UUUGUAAACAAAGAUGGAGGUUAUUGGAUAGUUUUCCGAAAUUAAAAUAAAUUUUCUUUGAUUUGCGCGCACGAAAGGGAAAAAGAAAUAUAUCACCACGCUUAUUGAUCCAGUAUCGAAUAAAUUCUUCAAGAUGAAUACGGAAGAAGUUUCAUUUUUAAAAGAUCAAGUCCAUAGGCUGACCCAUGAGCUGUCUAAAUAUAGAGGACAAGGGUUGAAUAUAGAAGAUGACUUGGAGAGUCCUUUACCUAAUGAUGGACCCCCAGCUCCCUGGCUUACUGAUAAAGGGUUGUUAUCUCCCCUUUUGGCAGAAUAUGACUCACAGAUAAAGGAAAUGCAGCAUCUUAUCAAUGCAUAUGAGAAUGAGCUUAAAAGUUUGAGGCCAGAAGUUUCCAGGCUGGUACAAGAAAAUGAACGACUAAAUGAGAAACUGAAGGAUGCUUUAAACUCCCAGCUACCAAGUAAUGGUACAGGCGACACAGAGCCUUUACAAGGUGAUGAAGAAAUUCUACAGAAUCUACAGAUGCAAGUAGAAACAGUUGUUCAGGAGAAAGAGGCAGCUGUAGAAAGAUGGCAUGAGGCGGAGCAAGAGAUUGAUAGGCUUCAACAUCAGUUACAGGAAGAGAAGAAUAGUCAUCAAUGGGGUGUUAUAGAACAACAAGCACAACAGAUGCAAUCAGAGUAUUUUGAGACAGUAAACCUGUUGAACAGAGAGUUAGAGCAAGUGCAGACAGAGUUACGGCAAACUAGACAAGAGUUAGAAACUGCCAGUUUACAAGUGAAGGAUUUAAGAAGAACCAAUAAAGAUUUGGAGCAACAACUUAAUUGGAAGGAUCAAGAGGUAGCUGAGGUGAUAUUUAAAGAAGGUAUUACAGAUAGUAAGGUGAAUGAACUAAAACGUAUUAUGGACGAUAGAAAAAGAAGAAUAUCUGGUUUAGAAGCAGAAGUAGAGGAGUUCAGGAGAGACAAACAAGCCCUGGAAGUUAGAAUUACAGAAAUGCAAAAACGAAAUUCUGAUGUGGCUAACAGAGAGUUGGAGGCUGUUGCACAGAUGAGGGAAGCUGUACAGAUGGUAGAGACUGCGGCCUUAGAGAAAGAACAGGCUGAAGUAUCCCUCCAGCAGAAAGAUGAGGAGUUGGAACAACUACGUGAAGUUAUAAAUAAACUGAUAAAUGAAGCUGGUGCUAGGACAAGACAAGAGGUUGAUCAAGUACGAGCACAGUCUAAUGACAGGAUACAGAAACUUACAGAAGAAGUUCACGCACUAGAGAUGGAUAAUUCCGAGAAACAAGACAAUCUAGAGAAAGCCAUCAGAGAGAAGAGGGCGGCCGAGUCUGAGCUGGAAAAAGUGUAUAAAGAAGGGGUUAAUCAGAUGAACAAAGACCAGGGAAGUUUUGAGAACAUGAACAAACGUGCCAUUAAUGCUGAGAGAGCUAGAGAUGAUGCCAACCUUCUAGUAGAAACAUUACAACAUAAACUGAAAAGGGAGGAAAUGAAUGCUCAACAGUUAAAGGAUCAGCUUGAGGGUCAGAUAAACAACUACAGGGAGAGAAUGUCGAGUUUACAACAAGAGUUUGAGAAUGUGAAUGAUGAUAGGGUUAAAUUACUAGAUGAUAUGGAUGUCUUAAAGAAGAAAUUACAGUCAGCUCAACAAGAGAAAGAGGCAGCUCAAAGAAAAUACCAAAAAGAGAUUACAAUAUAUGAACAAGAAAACAACAUGAAGAUCAGAGACUUUGAAGUUAAAUUACAAUCUACUGAAGAUGUUAACAGACAUUCCAUGUCAGAACUACAUAAAUUAUUAAAUGGUCAGCAAAGAAUGUGUGCCAGAUGGAAAGAAGAAUGUACAAGUAUUGCUCAGAAAUAUGAAACUAAGGUAACAGAUCUCAGGUCAGAAAUGGCUCAGCUUAAAAAGAGAAACCAUGAAGUGACUAAACUUCUCAAAGAUAGUCAAGAAAAAACUAUACAGGCAGAAAAGAUGAUACAGGAUUAUACACGAGGUAUACAGAGAAUGGAACAAAGAAUGAGAGAUUCUGAAAGUAGGGCAGCUGAUGCUUCCAAACAGUUAUCUCGACAUAUAUUGAGAGAGAAGCAAAUGGAGAGCGAGAGAAGAAGUUUAUCUCAGGAAUUAAAACGUAGUCAGAUGGAUGCCUCAACUAAAUCUGUUAGAUCAUUUUACAGUCAGAAGUCACCCAGAUGAUUUACAUAUAGCAGAUCUUGCCGCAAGUCACGGUUCAAUGAACGGAUCAGUCCGCAGGAAAGGAGAAUUAGACCAGUACAUUGAGGACAGAUGAUAGAUAACUUAUAGCAUUAUAGUAUCCCAUUGUUCCAGUUUCAUCAUGUUGACCAAAGUCUCAUUAUAGCUCUUGUCAAGUUUUACAUUGUUUACCAUAAUCACUUGUUUUUGAUAUAUAUGCAACCUUUAAAGGCCUGUUAAGCCUCAAAAAUACUAUAACUUGAGUUCUCAAAAGCUUUUUACUUUAGUGUCUUGUUACAGUUUCCGAAAAGUAACUCAUGGGUCAUAUCACUGAUCACUUUAUUGUUUCUUUGUUGUUUUGGCUAUUAGUACAGUUAUAUUGACAAUUAGUACAGUUAAAUUGGCAAUUAGUACAGCUAUAAUGGCAAUUAGUACAGUUAUAUUGACAA
This is a messenger RNA of Ruditapes philippinarum (Manila clam), 2643 nucleotides long. Its product is annotated as sodium channel and clathrin linker 1-like. Gene Ontology annotation, cellular component: centriole; centrosome. Bases 134 to 2197 code for a protein of 687 amino acids. The transcript has 23 exons. Gene Ontology annotation, biological process: centrosome cycle; cilium assembly; clustering of voltage-gated sodium channels. The record is from RefSeq and is a predicted model, not a curated record. Lineage: Eukaryota; Metazoa; Mollusca; Bivalvia; Venerida; Veneridae.